GCUAUCCAGCGUACCAAGCGAGAGGAGGGUGGCCGAGUCUUACCCAACUCUUAUCACGGCGACUAUGCAGUAGACGGUGAUCGGCUCACCUCUGGUGGGUUCCACAAAACGACACCUGUCUACCAGCCCGGGCGCUCCAAUCCACCCUCCAUGCCCGUCGAUGAGGAACACCUCGGUCAUCUCGUCAACCCUCAUCCCCCAAACCCCACUACUCUCCACUAUCGAAACAUGGCUCAAAACAUGGACUUGAAGACACCCCUCUUGGAUGCUGGGUUCACCGGCGACCUCAUCACCCCCUCUGACCCAGACUACCAAACCUCCCUCCGCCGCUUUGCAAAGAACGCUCAACGCAACGCCGGCCUCGUCGCAUUCGUCAAGUCGGCCGAGGACGUCGCCCGUGCGAUCAAAUUUGCCUCUACCAACUCGGUUUCAUUCGUGGUCAGAGGUGGCGGGCACAGCACGGGGGGCUCGUCGUCCAUCGAGGGCGGGAUGGUCAUCGACCUGUCAAAGUAUUUGAAUUCGGUCAGAGUGGAUGAGGAAAAUAAGCUCGGCUAUGUCGGUGGAGGUGCAAAUUGGAAAGCUGUGGAUGAGGAAACUAUCAAGUAUGGUUUGGCUACUGUGGGUG
Molecule: messenger RNA, 625 nt
Organism: Acaulospora colombiana
Lineage: Eukaryota; Fungi; Glomeromycota; Glomeromycetes; Diversisporales; Acaulosporaceae
Source: the annotation of a GenBank genome assembly